Molecule: messenger RNA, 2026 nt
Organism: Drosophila innubila
Lineage: Eukaryota; Metazoa; Arthropoda; Insecta; Diptera; Drosophilidae
Product: transferrin
Exons: 5
Coding region: 17-1924 (635 amino acids)
Biological process (GO): iron ion transport
Cellular component (GO): recycling endosome; plasma membrane; extracellular region
Source: RefSeq, a predicted model, not a curated record
UUGAGUCAAAGCAACGAUGGUGUCAGUGACGAUGACUUUGUUUCUACCCGCAGCACUGCUGCUGCUCAUGCUGCACUGCAGCUCCGCCGAGGAGCCCAUCUAUCGAUUGUGUGUGCCUCAAAUCUAUUUGAGUGAUUGCCAAAAAUUGCUCGCCGAUCCCUCGGAAGCGGGAAUACGCAUGGAGUGCGUUGCUGGACGAGAUCGUGUCGAUUGCCUCGAGCUGAUCGAACAGCGCAAAGCGGAUGUGCUAGCCAGCGAACCGGAGGACAUGUACAUGGCCUAUCAUCGCAAGAAUGAGGAUUAUCGCGUCAUCUCCGAGAUACGUACUCAGGAGGGUAAAGAUGCCAACUUCCGUUAUGAGGGCAUUAUCCUGGUGAAGAAGACAUCCCCCAUCAAGUCGCUGAAGGAGCUGCGAGGCGCCAAGUCGUGCCACACUGGAUUCGGCCGCAACGUCGGCUACAGGAUUCCGAUUACCAAGCUGAAGAACACGCACGUCCUGAAGGUGUCUGCUGAUCCGGAGAUCUCGGCCACUGAGCGUGAGUUGAAGGCGUUGUCCGAGUUCUUUUCGCAGUCGUGCUUGGUGGGAACCUAUUCGGCGCAUCCGGAUACGGACCGUCUGCUGAAGAAGAAGUAUCCGAAUCUGUGCGCACUCUGCGAGAAUCCCACACAGUGCAACUAUCCGGACAAGUUCAGUGGCUACGACGGCGCCAUACGCUGUCUGGACAAGGGACAAGGUGAGGUGGCCUUCACCAAGGUGCAGUACAUCAAGAAGUACUUCGGCUUGACGGGCGAUGCGACGGCCCCGGCGGCAGAGGGCAAACCCGAGGACUUUGAGUAUCUGUGUGAGGAUGGCUCGCGUCGUCCCGUUACUGGACAGGCAUGCUCCUGGGCCCAACGUCCCUGGAUCGGCUACAUCUCCAACGAGCAAGCUGUGCACGGUGCCGAGAAGCUGCACCAGCUGCAGGCGCGUCUGGAGCGAUUCUUCUCGAAUGGUCUCCAUGCUGAGAACAAAGAUGCCGCCGCCCAUUUGCUCAUCCAGCCGAAUGCAUUCUAUCACAGCAAACCGGAGCCCGUUGAUCCCAAGGUCUAUCUGGAACGUGCCGGCUACAAGGAUGUGAUUGAACGUGACGGCAGCGCCAUCCGUAAGAUGCGUCUUUGCGUCCAACGGGACACAGAGCUGGCUAAGUGCGAGGCUCUCCAUCGUGCCGCCUACGCCCGCGAUGCUCGCCCAGAACUCGAGUGCGUCCAGUCCACCGACUGCGUUGAAGCCCUGGCCAGCCACAAGGCCGAUGUUACGGUUGUUCCAGCUGCCAACUAUGCCGAUGCACGGUCGAGCAAGUUGAUCCCUCUGGUAUAUGAGCAGUUGCCGGCUGAGAAGCUCCUGGUGGCCGUUGCUCCGCCUACCCUCAGCAAGGAUGCACUGCAAAAGGCGCCCAUCAAAUACGAGGCGAACUGUGAACGUGCUCGUCUCAGUGCCGCCCUCUUGAACAAGCGCCGCAACUUGGACUAUUGCAACACCGUGUCCAGCAAGGAGGAGCAGCUGCUGAUUGUGCCCGCUGAUGAGCUGGAGAAGCACAAGGACUGGCAAUUGGUCUGUCCCACUUUGGAGCGUCGUCCGGUCACCGAUUUCGCCAGUUGCAACGUUGAGGUGCAGUUGCCACAUGCCAUCUUUACCCGCGACGAUGCCACCUCCGUCGAACAGGAGACCAUCAAGCAUCUGUUCUCGCUCAUCUCGGAGAGAUUUGGUGACCACGGCAAGUUCGUCGAUGUCUUUGCGCUAUUCCAUGAAUUCCAAAAGGGCGAGAAGGAUGUCAUCUUCAGCGAUGAUGCCGCCGAGCUGGUCACACAGCUGAAGAGCGACUUCCAGAACGAGCACAUCUACAACGAGCUCAAGUGCGAUGGCAACAAGAUUUCCAAGCAGUAAGCCGUAGGAGGCGUGGCAGCAACGCCCUCACUAAUAACUAUAGUUAUGGAUAUGCAUACUCAUUUUUUUUUUUCUUCUGAAUAUACAUACGAGAAAAUUAUA